This is a messenger RNA of Penaeus vannamei (Pacific white shrimp), 1242 nucleotides long. NCBI's taxonomy places the organism in Eukaryota, Metazoa, Arthropoda, Malacostraca, Decapoda, Penaeidae. The record is from RefSeq and is a predicted model, not a curated record.
AUGGCAAACAGGUGGGGGCCCAGGGUAGAGCCUCCAAUAGGCAAAUAUGGUGAUCAGAUGGGAGUCAAGCAGCAAAGCCCCCAGAGUGGCUGGAGCAAUUUGGUGUCAUGGAUGGGUGCUGUCAUUUCAUUAACCAUAUGGCGGUAUGUUCAUUCUGAGGGACUGUGCGAGGCUAUGGAGUGGGUGCUGCAGGCAACCCACCAGUGUUACCAAAAGGCCGUAAUUUGGGCCAUUUGCAGUAAUUUUACUUUAUGGAUCGAUGUGGGUACGAAAUCGCUACCACCACGAAAUUCGUGUUGGACGAGCGGCGAUUAUGGAAAGUCAGCUGAAGAAAUCCUGAAUAAGGCAAAGAGCGGGUGCAGCUCCAAACGAAUACUUUGGAAAAAAGCCGAUGGAACCACCUCAAACACUCCCCAAAUACAUGUUGGGGCAUGUACCCUGGAAUGCCAUCAAGGAGAGGAUAGGUAUUUGAAAAUUAAGGCCAGGCGUCUGGAGAAGAAGGAACAAGAAAAGGACAAUGAACAUGGAUACAGCAGCAAAAAUACCAGGAGGUUUCUAAAGCAACCAAGCAAAAAACAAAAUUGCCCUGCACAGAUAAACAUAAAGCAGGUCCUGUUGUUCCCAGAAUUCCAGGUUGAUGAUGCUAAAUCUGAGUUUAAGCGAAAGAAAAAAAGCAAAGAAUUGAAGGAAGCUCUGGGGUCUGACUCUCGCCUGAAGGUCAAGGUGCAGUUCCAUGUAACCCUCCCAGAUCCUGUCAGUGGGCAUGAAGGUCAUCCUGUUGGAAAUGAUGCUGUGGCCUGUUUAAGAAAAAUAUUUGACAAACAAGUUGGGGAAAAAAUACGGCAACUUAAAGCUGGUGUUUCCAAGGUUCCUGAUUUACAGCGCCACCUGAGUCUCUCUGCUGAUACAGUUGCAAAGGAUGAGAAGUUGGAUGUCAACAUUUUGGAUCAGCGAUUCUUCCCAACAGAGGCUGACCUCAAGAAUCGUCUCUACCAUGCAGUUUUGUCAAUAAAGAAAUCCUUGGUUGACCAAGAGAAUAUAGAAAAAACUUUUGAAAAUUGGCAAAAGGCAAACCCAGAAGACAAGAUCUUUUUGCGGUACAAUAAAGCUGAUGACAAUCUCCUAUUUGUUUACCAAACAUCAUUUCAGCGGCAUUUGUUUAAUAAGUUUGGAGGGGUUUGGCCCUUCUUGAUGCCACGCACUGCACUACCAAUACUCGCCUUUAUAUAUUUUGGCCGUUGA